CGGGCCGGGGGGGCGCGGGCGCCGCGCGGCGCCCGAGGCGAAAAAGUAGCUGUCAAAUGCGCGGCGCCUUUAACCGGCGCGAUCAGUGCGGCUCGGCGAGUCAUGGCGACCGCAGCCUCCAACCACUACAGCCUGCUCGCCUCCGGCUCCCCCAUGGUGCACGCCGAGCCGCCCGGCGGCAUGCAGCCCGGCGGCGGCUACCGCGACGCCGGCGCCCUGGUGCAGGCGGACUACGCGCUGCAGAGCAACGGGCACCCGCUGAGCCACGCUCACCAGUGGAUCGCGGCGCUGUCCCACGGCGGCCCCGGCGGUGGCGGUGGCGGCGGCGGCGGCGGGGGCGGCGGCGGCGGCGGCGGCGGCGAGGCGCCCUGGUCGGCGGGCGCGCUGGGCCAGCCCGACAUCAAGCCGGCGGUGGUGCAGGCGGGCGGGCGCGGCGACGAGCUGCCGCCGCCGCCGCAGCACCCGCCGCCGGGGCGGGCGCCGCACCUGGUGCACCACGGCGGCGGCGGCGGAGGGCACCACGCGGCGGCGGCGGCGGCGGCGGCGGCAGCGGCGUGGCGGGCGGGCGGCGCGGCGCACCUGCCGCCCGGCAUGGCCGCGGCCAACGGCGCGCAGGCGGGGCUGCUCUACUCGCAGCCGCCCGGCUUCACCGUCAACGGGAUGCUGGGCGCCGGGCAGCCGGGGCUGCACCACCACGGCCUGCGCGACGCCCACGAGGAGCCGCCGCCGGGGCCGCCGCACCACGGCCCCGAGCACCCGCCGCCGCCCCACGGCCCCCACCCCGGGGCGGCCGGGCCGGCACCGUCCGCCGCCGCCGCCGCGCCCCCCGGGCCGCCGCCGCACCACGACCCGCACUCCGACGAGGACACGCCGACCUCGGACGACCUGGAACAGUUCGCCAAGCAGUUCAAGCAGCGGCGCAUCAAACUGGGAUUUACCCAAGCGGACGUGGGGCUGGCGCUGGGCACCCUCUACGGCAACGUCUUCUCGCAGACCACCAUCUGCCGCUUCGAGGCCCUGCAGCUCAGCUUCAAGAACAUGUGCAAGCUGAAGCCUUUGUUGAACAAGUGGUUGGAGGAGGCGGACUCCUCCUCGGGCAGCCCCACCAGCAUAGACAAGAUCGCGGCGCAGGGCCGCAAGCGGAAAAAGCGCACCUCCAUCGAGGUGAGCGUCAAGGGCGCGCUGGAGAGCCACUUCCUCAAGUGCCCCAAGCCCUCCGCCCAGGAGAUCACCUCGCUCGCGGACAGCCUACAGCUGGAGAAGGAGGUGGUGAGAGUGUGGUUUUGUAACAGGAGACAGAAAGAGAAGCGCAUGACUCCCCCGGGAGGGACGCUGCCGGGCGCCGAGGACGUGUACGGGGCCAGCAGGGACACGCCGCCGCACCACGGGGUGCAGACCCCCGUGCAGUGAACUCGCGGCGGGGGCGCCCGGCCCCUCCUCCUCCUCCUCCUCUCCUCCUCCUCCUCCUCUCCUUCCCCCAACUUUUGAUUGUCCUUUUUUUUCUUUUUUUUUUUUCUUUUUUUAAAUUUUAUUUUCUCCUAUCUUUAAAAAAAAAGACAAAAAAUCAAAAAAAGAAACAAACGCGAAAAAAAAGAGAAAAGAAAAAAAGCGAGCGAGCGAGAGGGCGAGCGCGAAUCACAGCGGACAGACAGAUAGACAGACAAAGCACCUGCACCACACCGUCCCUUAGACUGUAGGAGGUGUGAUGCUGAAUUUUGACCUUUCCAGGCGGGUGCCCGUGCACGGGAGUGGAGUGGGUACCGCGCACCGGCAGGCAGGCGGGCACCGGCAGGCAGGCGGGCACCGGCAGGGCAGGCGCAGGGCGAAGCGGUUCGCACAAAACUCCCUCACUCGCUGGCCAAAA
Zonotrichia leucophrys gambelii is the source of this 1864-nucleotide messenger RNA. RefSeq names its product POU class 3 homeobox 2 (gene POU3F2). The transcript has a single exon. NCBI's taxonomy places the organism in Eukaryota, Metazoa, Chordata, Aves, Passeriformes, Passerellidae. Gene Ontology annotation, biological process: regulation of transcription by RNA polymerase II; brain development. The record is from RefSeq and is a predicted model, not a curated record. Gene Ontology annotation, cellular component: nucleus. Bases 103 to 1410 code for a protein of 435 amino acids. Gene Ontology annotation, molecular function: DNA-binding transcription factor activity, RNA polymerase II-specific; RNA polymerase II cis-regulatory region sequence-specific DNA binding.